AUGUAUGGGCGUCCAUUAGGUGAUUCCAGGCGGUCCAGAAACUCACUUCCAAGGCCUAGUUCGUCUCGGGAAGCCGCUCAUCAGAUACCACAAACCUUAGGAGAAAUUACAAAGAAAUUCAAUGAUUAUCUUAUUACGGUUGGGGUUCGAGAAAAAUUGACUAGUUUUGUGACCGCGACAAGCAAAUUUUUGAAAAGACGGAAACUCUUCUUUGUGCAAAAUGACAUAACCCAAACCUUUCAUGAAUUCCUACUGGAAAAGGUAUAUCAUGACAGUACCAAUGGCUUUCCAUUCAAAGGUUUCACCAAGCUUAUUGAUCAUGCAAUUUACCUCUAUAUGGGACAAAGCAACUUCAAAGAAGUUUUUAAAAAUAGAAAGCGUCCUAAUACAGCUUAUAUUACCGAUAAUAAUUGUCAAGUUAUCUUCCCAGAUGAAAAAGAAGCUGAAAAGCUACUAAGAAUUACAAGAAAGAUCACUUUGGGAGAUAUCCAGCGUUAUAUUGAAAAAAAAUUACCAAGACAUGCAGACCCUGAUGCUAGUGAUCACGACUCUGACAUGUCUGAAAGCGAGCAAUCUUUGGAAGAGCUCGAAGAAGAGUCAAAUGGUUAUGCGGAUCAUCAGGCAGCUGAUAAUGGCAGCUUGGAAGAACAAGAAAAAGGAAGUGGUUUUCGAAAUUUGAAUAAUCUGUACCAAGAAAUGGAAUGGGAAAAACCAGCUACACCAAUUCAUAAUGGCAGUAAUUUCGGUCGGCAUAAUAAUAUGACAAAUGGCAUUGAAGAUGUCGAGCAGGACGAAGACGAUCCUAUAAAUGAUGAUUUUGAGUUUGGUGGUUAUUCUGAAGAACCAGAUAAUGAAAGUUUCUCUGUUGCCGCUCCAAAGGAGUCAAUAACCAACGCCGAUGUGACCAGCAGUACCACUAAUGAAACCAAAAUGUCUGAAAAACUAGCUAAAGGUCACAGUAUUUACGAUUCAAUCCACGAGUUAGCUAAAACUCUUAACAAUAAUGAUCUUAGGUCUUUCCAUAUUAAUGAAGUUAUCAUGGUCAUUGAUCAACUUAACGCGGAAAGUGAUAGUGAGAACGAAGAUAUGGACUUUAAUCUGGAUGAUGGGAGAGAUGACGAUCCACCGGAAUAUCGUCCGCGUCAGGCGCCAAAGGAACCAACAACGGUUUUAGGAUAUCACGAUAAACUCACAAACUACGAAAAACAUGAUAUUUCGUGUAUUCCACUGGUUACUGACCUUAUUCAUCUCGAUGGUGAAAAUGACUCUAAGAAGGAAACCAUCGAAAAAUUGAUCAAGAUUUUUGAUAUUACCAAGCCAAGAAUUGGUGGGCUGUAUCUUGAGGCAGUUAAGACAGUUUUGCGAGGUGGUACGGGGGUUCAAUCCUUUUUUGAAUCGGUAUCAAUUUCUGAAAGUUUAUUUAAACUUGAUACGAUAAUGGGCUCGCUAUUGGGUAACUCAAUAAGAUUGGAAAAUAUAAAAAGCCAAGUCACUUAUUACUCGCCACUUUAUAAUGUUAUUAACGCGUUGCUAGAGAAUGAAAAUAUAUUUGCUUACAUUUCCAAUAAGGAGUACCGGAACGAAGCCUAUUCCAAGUCUUCGAUAUUCCAGGAAGCCUAUGCGAAAGAGAACCAAGGGCUCACUUACAUUUAUGUCGACUUAUAUUGCGACCAAGUCAAAAAUCUUUUAAAGGGUAAUAACUCCAAGGGACAUACUUGCCUUUUGUAUCAAAUCAUCAAUAUUCCCCCAGAGGCUAGAGCGUCCAACAUAUUCAAGAUUUCUAGCUGUGUCACCCAAAACAUUCAGGAGGCUGUUGAAUUUUCCCUUCAAGAAAUUGAGGUUAUUAACUCUCUUAUUGGUGCUUUCAAGUUCAAUAAUGUACAGGUGGUUCCAAUUAUUAGCACCAGUGACAUUCCUUCCAAGUCCAUGCUUUUUUCCCUCAAAUCUGCCAGUGCUAGAAAGCCUUGUGGGCUCUGUGACAAUAUGAGACUCACAGAGGAUUCUGACUUGUUCUUUGAUAUCCAAGAUAUAACCAACGAUUUAUCAUAUAAUGGAAGAGAAACUACUAACGAAGAAAUAUUUUUUAAGACUAGCCCCAUGUUAAGAAAUCAUUUCUCGAAUAAAUGGCAACUUCCAUUUGAUCCAUAUAUGACCAGGGUGAGCCAGUUUAAGACCAUUUUCAGAAUCAUAUAUAGAGUAUUACAUUCAAAGGAAAGAGAGAUUGUUAAUGGCAUUGCUAAAAGGAUCGAAUCUCCUUACCUUGAAGACGCUUUUAAAACAGAAUUCCCCGAAGAAGACAGAUCCAGAAUCAGUGUUGAUAUUUUGCCUUAUAGACUUUUACCAGGAUUUGAUUAUGAUAAAGCAAUUAAUGUUUUGCCUGUGCUAGUUUAUGAAAUGAGCGACUCUUUCGGAGAUGAUGUUAAAUGGAUGUUGAUGCUCUUUUUUGAAUAUCAAUACAUCUUAAAAAAAUAUGAAUACAGUGCCGAAGAUCUCAAAUUUCUCAAGGCAUUCCCAGGAAUUUUUUUCUCCUGUAUGAGAAAACGAUUUCCUCCAACAGAAGCUAAAAAUCGAUCAUUCUACACGCUACCGCUCCAUCAAAUUCAUCAUAUUCCGAAAAUAGUGGAGGCUGUUGGUCCAAUAGCUAAUUUUGGAAGCCAGGGUCUCAGAAAAGAAUUGAGUUAUAUCAAGCAAGUGGUAAAAUCAUCUCGUUAUAAUCCAGAGGCAUAUAACUAUAAGUUGGCGAUUUAUAACAAUUUGAGGUUCCAAGACAUCAGAAGUUGGGUUCCAAAACCUGAUAUAGAAUUGGGAGGUGAUCGAUAUGGCGCCACGGAAAUGCAUUUUUCCAAAGCUUUUAUCAGCAAGUUUCAAUUGACCAUUAAGUGUUGCUACGUUUCUAUAGGCACUAAGCUAAUAAAAAUAAAGCGUUUCGGGGUUAGGGAUGAGGGCAACAAAAGAGCCUAUGCAUUCAGAGGAAAAGUUAUUCUUGAUAGCAAACGGAAAUUUUUCUAUGGCACCACCAAGGAGAUUUUGUAUGCCAAGAUCGAUUUGAUCGAUGAAUUCGUGGAGAGAACUGAUGACUUCCUCGUCAAGGAUAUUGAUCAUAUUUAUUAUGGAUGUGAUUAUUUCAAAAAGGAUGGUAAAAUGGUUUUGAUUAGAUGUUCUUAG
Molecule: messenger RNA, 3165 nt
Organism: Saccharomycopsis crataegensis
Lineage: Eukaryota; Fungi; Ascomycota; Saccharomycetes; Ascoideales; Saccharomycopsidaceae
Exons: 1
Coding region: 1-3165 (1054 amino acids)
Source: RefSeq, a predicted model, not a curated record